AUGUCUAUUAGAUAUACAGCAACUUCCAAUAAUUUACAAUUCAAUUCAGUUUCAUCACCGAACACAAUGAAUAUGGCAAAACCAUCUGCAAAUGAUAUAGAACAAAUGAUUCAACGAGCACGACCCACAAAUCGCGACUUGGUUCGUCGAGAUAUUAACCAUGGAAUUAAUUCAUCAAUAAGUAGUUUAUUGUUGAAAAUUGCUCCAUAUUUUUAUAAUAAUGGUACAUCAAAGGAUUUGCUUUGUUUACAUGGAACUGUUACAUGUCAAUAUAAAGGAAAUCGAUAUUAUAUUCCAAUAGAAAUAUGGUUUCAACAAGAUCAUCCAAAUGUUCCACCAUUAGCUUAUGUUAAACCAACAUCAGAUAUGUUUGUUUCAACAGCAAGUCGAGAUGUUCAACCAGACGGAACAAUUAUUAUACCGUAUAUAAAAAAUUGGCGUCAUCCAAAUAGUGAUUUACAGACAUUAUUAAAGGCAAUGUCUGAAGCAUUUAGUCAAUCACCUCCUGUAUAUUCAAAUUCAAAUAUGGUUAAUCGUCCAACACCAUAUCCNUCAGAAAACCUCGACAUCAAACGCACACUCGCUAUUUUCGUCGAAAACAUAUGUGAGUUCCACAAAAAUAACGCUACCUUUAUUUAUCUUUAG
This is a messenger RNA of Rotaria socialis, 645 nucleotides long. The record is from the annotation of a GenBank genome assembly. Lineage: Eukaryota; Metazoa; Rotifera; Eurotatoria; Philodinida; Philodinidae.